Molecule: messenger RNA, 5518 nt
Organism: Miniopterus natalensis
Lineage: Eukaryota; Metazoa; Chordata; Mammalia; Chiroptera; Miniopteridae
Gene: AFF1
Product: ALF transcription elongation factor 1
Biological process (GO): regulation of gene expression
Cellular component (GO): super elongation complex; nucleus
Source: RefSeq, a predicted model, not a curated record
CCCACCGCAACAGGUCAGGGGAGGGCGGAGGCGGCGCGAGCUCCGCGACUCCGAGGCUGAAGGACGAAAGGUCUGGAAGAUGAAUAGACUUGUCACUUUCCACUGACUGGCAGCAAUGGCGUUUACUGAAAGAGUCAACAGCAGCAGCAACAGCUUGUACAAUGAAGACAGAAACCUGCUUCGAAUUAGAGAGAAGGAAAGACGCAACCAGGAAGCUCACCAGGAGAAAGAGACAUUUUCUGAAAAGAUUCCCCUUUUUGGAGAGCCCUACAAGACAGUAAAAGGUGAUGAGCUAUCCAGUCGAAUACAGAACAUGUUGGGAAACUAUGAAGAAGUAAAGGAGUUACUUAGUACCAAGUCCCACACUCAUCACUUGGAUGCUUCUGAAAAUAGGCCAGGAAAGCCGAGAUAUCCUUUGUUUCCUGAGAAGGGGAGCAGCAUUCCACCCCACUCCUUCAACACUAGUGUCCGUCACCAGCCUGUUAGCGCUCCUGCCUCUGGACCACUUCCUGUUGGUAACAUUAGCCACAAUCCAAAGAUGGCACAGCCAAGAAUGGAACCAGUCCCAGGUCUCCAUGUGAAAAGCUAUGGCGCCCCGGACAGCCAGCACCUGACCCAAGAUUGCCUUGGUCAGGAGGGGUACAGCUCUAGUCAUCACAAAAACGGUGACCGCAGAACCGAUGGAGACCACUGUGCUUCGGUCACAGGCUCAGCCCCAGAGAAGGAGCUUUCUCCCCUACUCUCCUCUUUACCGUCCCCAGUGCCCCCUUUGUCACCUCUACAUUCCAGCCAGCAGACUGUUCCCAGGACACAAGGAAGCAACAAGGUUCACAGCAGUAGCAAUAACAAUAAAGGCUACUGCCCCGCCAAAUCUCCCAAGGACCUGGCCCUAAAGGUCCGAGAUAAAGAGACCCCUCAGGACAGUUUAGUGGCAGUCUGCAGCCUUGGGGUAGCCCCUCCCCAGCCACCUUCUCAGUCUUUCCCCCCACCUUCCCUCCCCUCUAAAAGCGUUGCAAUGCAGCAGAAGCCCACGGCUUAUGUCCGGCCCAUGGACGGUCAAGAUCAGGCUCCUAGCGAGUCUCCCGAACUGAAACCACUGCCGGAGGAUUACCGGCAACAGACCUUUGAAAAAACUGACUUAAAAGUGCCUGCCAAAGCUAAGCUCACCAAGCUGAAAAUGCCUUCUCAGUCAGUUGAGCAGACCUACUCCAGUGAAGUCCAUUGUGUUGAAGAGAUUCUGAAGGAAAUGACCCACUCAUGGCCUCCUCCUUUGACAGCAAUACAUACGCCUGGUACAGCUGAGCCCUCCAAAUUUCCUUUUCCCACAAAGGAUUCUCAGCACAUCAGUUCUGCAACCCAAAACCAAAAACAAUAUGAUACAUCUUCAAAAACCCACCCUCAUUCUCAGCAGGGCACGUCCAUGCUCGAAGAUGACCUUCAGCUCAGUGACAGUGAGGACAGUGAGACCGAGCAAGCCCCAGAGAAGCCUCCUUCCACGUCUGCACCGCCAAGCGCUCCGCAGUCGCUUCCAGAAGUAGCGGCUUCAGCACAUUCCAGUGGUGCGGAGUCAGAGAGCACCAGUGACUCAGACAGCUCCUCAGACUCAGAGAGCGAGAGCAGCUCAAGUGACAGCGAGGAGAAUGAGCCCCAUGAAGCUCCGGCUCCCGAGCCUGAGCCUCCUACAACAAACAAAUGGCAGCUAGACAACUGGCUGACCAAAGUCAGCCAGCCGGCAGCCCCACCAGAGGCCCUGGGGAGUGCAGAGCCCCCACCUCUGCACCCAGACGGGAAGGGCAAGGGUGGUGACGGUGGCACCACUAGUCACGAGCAUUCAGAACCCAAAGAUCCUCCCCCCAAAAGCUCUGGCAGAGCCCCCCGGGUCCCUCCCGAAGGCUCCCACUCUGGCAAGAGGAGCUGUCAGAAGUCCCCUGCCCAACAGGAGCCGCAGAGGCAAACCGUUGGAACCAAACAACCCAAAAAACCUGUCAAGGCCUCGGCCCCGGUGGACUCUCGGGCCACCUUGCAGGUGGAGAGCGAGCCAGGACUUCCCCACGGCUCCAAGGACCAGCCUUCCAAAGACAAGCCCAAGGUGAAGACGAAAGGGAGGCCACGUGCUGGAGACAGCAGGGAGCCCAAGCCAGCCGCGCCCACCGCCGGCGAGAAGAAGAAGCACAGGGGCGGGCCCCCGGCCCCCGCGAAGGCGCUCGCAGGCCCGGAGCCCACGAAGGACAGUGUGGAGGACAGGAGCCCUGAGCACCUGGCCCUUGUCCCCCUGACUCACAGCCAGGGCCCCAAGCACGACAGUGGCGGCAGCGGUGGCAGGACUAGUGGCUGUCGCCGGGCUGUGGUGGUGCAGGACGACCACGGGAAGGACAGACUUCCGGUGCCUUUGAGAGACACCAAGUUGCUCUCCCCGCUCAGGGACACCCCUCCCCCACAGAGCUUGAUGGUGAAGAUAACCCUUGACCUGCUCUCUUGGGUGCCCCAGCCACCCGGGAAGGGGGGCCGCCAGAAGAAAGCGGAGGACAAACAGCCACCAGCCGGGAAGAAGCUGGAUUCUGAGAAGAGAAGCUCAGACAACUCGAGCAAGUUGGCCAAGAAGAGGAAGGGUGAAGCAGAAAGAGACCACGAUAGCAAGAAAGUCAGACUGGAGAAAGAGAUUAAAUCGCAGUCAUCUUCGUCAUCCUCCCACAAAGAAUCUUCUAAAGCAAAAACACCCAGGCCCUCCUCUGAGCCCUCAAAGAAGGAAAUGCUUCCCCCAACACCCGUGGCACCGUCGUCGUCAUCCUCCCAGAAGCCAGCCAAACCUGCGCAGAAGAGGCCGCGGCGGGAAGUGCAUCCCUGCGGCCAGGACCCUCCCAAAAGUGCUAGUGGUACCAAGGGCAGCCAUAAGGACUCUCCCAUCCCCAAGCGCAGAAAAGCAGAGGGGAAGGGCUCUGGAAGCUCCACAGAACACAAAGGAUCUUCUGGAGAUACUGCAAGUCCUUUUCCAGUGCCUUCUUUGCCAAAUGGUAACUCGAAACCAGGGAAGCCUCAAGUGAAGCUUGACAAACAAGCAGAUCUUCACAUGAAGGAGGCGAAAAAGCUGAAGCAAAAGGCAGAGCUAAUGACGGACAAGGUUGGGAAGGCUUUUAAGUACUUGGAAGCUGCCUUGUCCUUCAUUGAGUGUGGGAUUGCCAUGGAGUCUGAGAGCCCGGUGUCCAGGUCGGCGUCCAAGUCGGCGUACUCGGUGUACUCGGAAACCGAAGACCUCAUUAAAUUCAUAAUGUCAUUAAAGUCCUUCUCAGACCCCACAGCACCAACACAGGAGAAAAUAUUUGCUGUUUUAUGCAUGCGCUGCCAGUCCGUUCUGAACAUGGCCAUGUUCCGCUGCAAGAAGGACAGAGCGAUGAAGUUCUCCCGCACCCUCAGCGAGCACUUCCAGGGAUCCUCCAGGGCCGCCCGGGCGCCUUCCCCGUGCGUGGCAAGAAGCACAGGUACACCAUCUCCUCUCUCUCCAGUGCCUUCCGCCAGCUCCGUGGGCUCCCAGUCGAGCGCUGGCAGUGUGGGGAGCAGCGGGAUGCCUGCCACCAUCCAAAACAUGACAUCUUCCUACAUCACCAUUACUUCCCACAUCCUUACCGCCUUUGAUCUUUGGGAACAGGCCGAGGUCCUUACGAGGAAGAAUAAAGAGUUCUUUGCUCAGCUCAGCACAAGCGUGUGCACCUUGGCCCUCAAUAGUAGCUUGGCAGACCUGGUGCACUACAUGAGACAGGGUUUCCAGUGGCUGAAACAAGGAACCAGAACACCCUAACGGAGGCCCAGGCUGAUUCGAUGCCUUGGGAACUAUUUUGCACAUUGGAAGCCUCAGAAACAGUCCAGACGUUUGUCUCAUCAGGACACGAAACUUGAGAAGCACCAUGUGAUGGCCAGGACAUUUGUCCACUUAAACUCUCAAGAAUUGUGUGGUCAUCAGUUGCGCGCGAUGGUUAUACAGCAGUAGAAAUGAGGCUGGCUUCAGAGAUGAUCGUCGCCUUUCCUAACUGAAGGACGCAGUGCAAUGUAGCCUCAAAGGGGUCUAUGAAUGGUCUAGAAACAUUUCCGUAUUUUUUAACCAGCAGGAUGCGAGUUGCAAAUGAAAUGAGGAGAAGCAAUUUCAGCUCUGAAAGCAAGUUCCCAUCAUCUCAGCAGCCACACUAGUCCAUUCCCAGAAGAAAAUAUUUUUAACAAUGAAUUUUGGUGUAGGGUUUUGGGAUGAUUUUUCUUCUAAGUUUUUGGGAAAAUAUUUGUUUUGUAAAUUCUAGCAGUCAUCUAUAAAACCUAAAUUGUGAAGGACUCCACUGUACCCCACUUUCUGCCAGUGAACAGUUGCUUUGAUAAUACCAAGUAUUGUCAUAACUUAUGGAAUUGAGGGCAGCCCCCGUCACCCGGAGUACUGCACGCUCCCCCAGCUCUGAUUCUUCGCCACCAAGUUGGAAGUCCGCCCAGCUGGAGCAGUGGGAGAGGAGGGGCCACGGAAGGCAGUCACCAGUGACCGUAUUCUGGAUUUUCUACCUUGGGGAAGAAGGGAACCAACAUUUAUGACCAGUUGGCUGAAGGGCUUUCUCAUUUGUGUUUAAGUAGAGCUGGAAUUUGAGGUGCUGGUCUGUGGUCUACAGUUAUGUGGUAACUCCUGUUGUCUAACCAACUCAGAGUUUUGUCAGUGAACAAAUGAAAUCUACUUAGAGAGGCUAUAUUUUUGUGCUAAGAAUUAUUUUAUAUUUAUAGCAAAACUAGACUUUCAGAGCCCUUAAUUAUCUAGGGGAAAUUAACUCCCUGAAAGGAUGUGGAGAUUGGGGUGAUUGGUUAGACUUAGAAAAAGUCAUCGCCACCUGCCUUCACUCCAGUGUUCUCGGUCAGCUCGUUUUGAUGGACUGAGGAGGAACUGUGGCCUCCCCAGACAUUGUUAUUGCCAUAUUGUAGACAGUAAGCCAAGUUCGUUUUGAAUGAUCUCAAAGAACACAUCUGAAUUCCCACGUACGCAUAAGCACAGAUUUUCUUUUUUGUUGACACUUUGAAGGUUAUUACUGGAAGCAUUAUUUUGAGUGCAGUGUUUUUAAAAGCCAAUUCCUCAUCCCUUUUAGAAGUAGAAUUUGCACACAUUAAAAUUGAGGAGUGUGGUCUCUACAGUUGGUUUAUUUUCCUCCCUCACCCAUUCUGCCCCCGACACGUUUCCUACAAGCAUGCUGACGUUUUCCUGUUAGUGGGGAAGGGGGUGAACACCACCUUUACUUAUAGUGAAGGCUGAGGUCCACGUGGUGACUGUCAGAACCUUCUUGGUAAUCUGGCUGAUGCAAAAGGAGACGUGCAAAAGACGGGGUGAAGCUGUGCGGACCGUGCGAAGCUGUCUUUCACCGUCUACCCAACCUGCUCUUUUGUCAUCACGGACUAGCUAGGGCAGAGGCCUGUUACCUCGUGUUUAGGUUAAAGCCAGAGAAUUAACAGCAGUAGUAAUAUCUGAGCAUGAACUUCAUGUGUGGUCUUGAUGUUCUAGAGCAAA